AUCUUCACAGCAAAAAAAACUUUUGAAACGCUUCAACCCAAAAUCCACGUCCACCCCACACGAACACACACGAAACGCCAUGAAGCGAAAACAGAUUUCCGACGAUACGCCUACAGCGGCGGCACUGGUGACGGCAACGGCGGUGGAGGAUGCAGAGACUACAUUCGCAUCCCUCGGUCUUGAUGCUCGGCUGCUGCAGGGUGUUGCGACCCUUGGGUUCGCGAAUCCUACGUUAGUGCAGGCGAAGGCGAUUCCGUUGGCGCUGGAGGGGAAGGAUAUUCUCGCGAGGGCGAAGACUGGCUCGGGAAAGACGGCGGCGUACCUGCUGCCGAUUCUGCACAGCAUAUUAAAAACGAAAGAGGAAUCACCAAACGAAAAGGCGACGCGCGCAUUCAUCCUCGUGCCCACGAAAGAGCUGGCGGAGCAGGUCCUCAAGAUGACCGAGAAGCUUGCGCAGUUCUGCGGAAAGGCGGUCCGCGCCGUCAACAUUGCGCAGAACGUGUCGGAACAGGUGCAGAGAUCGCUGCUCGCCGAGAACCCCGAUAUUGUCAUCUCCACACCCUCAAGAGCGCUGUUACACAUCAACCUCUCCGGCCAAGCUCUGGUCGCCAAUGUUUCGCAGAUGGUCAUUGAUGAGGCGGAUCUGGUGCUGUCAUACGGUUAUGAUGAUGACCUGCAGGCGAUCGCGAAAGCGCUGCCGAAAGGACUGCAGACAUUCUUGAUGAGUGCCACCUUGACGAAGGAAGUCGAGACGCUGAAAUCCUUGUUUUGCCGGAGUCCAGUGAUUCUGCGACUGCAUGAGGACGAGGAGGACGUAGAGGGUGAAGGCGUUAGCCAAUACGUUGUGAAGUGUGCCGAGGACGAGAAAUUCCUGCUCAUUUACGUAAUUUUCAAGCUUAAACUAAUAAAGGGCAAAUGCAUUGUCUUUGUGGGCGAGAUCGACCGCUGCUACCGUCUCAAACUCUUCCUUGAGCAAUUCGGCAUCCGAUCUUGCGUGCUCAACUCCGAGCUCCCCGUCAACUCCCGCCUGCACAUCGUCGAGGAGUUCAACAAGGGCGUGUACGACAUCAUCAUCGCGACGGACGAGAACGAAGUAGUAGGCGACGAGGAGGACGAGUUGCCGGAGAAGAAGAAGAAGAAGAACUCUACCCCGGCCGACGUCGAGAUGCCCGACGCAGACGCAGACGCAGAAGCAGCAGUCGCCGAAGCCACAACACAAAAGAAGAAGAAGCGCAAGAAGCCGCGCCUUGACAAAGAAUACGGCGUGUCGCGCGGCAUCGACUUCCAAAACGUCGCGUGCGUCCUCAACUUCGACCUCCCCACCUCCGCAAAAUCGUACACCCACCGGAUAGGCCGGACCGCGCGCGCCGGAAAAACCGGCAUGGCCAUGACCUUCGUGGUGCCCGAGAAGCUGCACGGAAAACACAAGCCGACGACCAUCCCCACCACGGCGAACGACGAAAAGCUGCUCGCAAAGAUCACCGCCCAGCAGGCAAAGAAGGGCAAGCAGGUGAAGCCGUACAUCUUCGACAUGGAGCAAGUGCAGAGCUUCCGGUACCGCAUGGACGACGCGCUGCGUGCGGUAACACGGACCGCCAUCCGCGAGGCGCGGACCCGCGAGCUGCGACAGGAGCUGCUGGCGAGUGAGAAGCUGAAGCGCCAUUUCGAGGAGAACCCCGAGGACCUGAAGCAUUUGCGACACGACGGAGAGCUGCGCGCGGCACGCAUCCAGCCGCAUCUGAAACACGUGCCGGAAUAUCUGCUGCCGAAGGACGGAACUGCGGCGUUAACGUCCGGCCCGGAUAUCAGCGGUGUGGGCCUGAAAAAGAGCGGCGAGAAUAGGAUCAGGAAGGCGAGAGAGAGGAAUAAGAGGGUGCGGAAGAAUGCGGCGACGAGAGGGAAGGGCAGGGAUCCGUUGAAGAUGUUCAAAGGAGGAAAGGGUAAGAAGUAAAUGGAAAAUGGUAAUCCGCACAAGCAGUUGUAUCUAUAGCACAUGAGGAGUAUUGACAUUGUUACGGUGUUGCGGGCAAAGUAGGCGAUCAUAAUAAAAC
Messenger RNA from Tricharina praecox, 2051 nucleotides. Its product is annotated as ATP-dependent RNA helicase dbp9. The transcript is spliced from 4 exons. Lineage: Eukaryota; Fungi; Ascomycota; Pezizomycetes; Pezizales; Pyronemataceae. The coding region runs from base 80 to 1951 and encodes 623 amino acids. The record is from RefSeq and is a predicted model, not a curated record. Gene Ontology annotation, cellular component: nucleolus. Gene Ontology annotation, molecular function: RNA helicase activity; ATP binding; nucleic acid binding.